AUGGAAGUCCUGCCUUGUUCCCGCGUGGCUCACAUUGAGCGCACCAAGAAACCUUACAACAACGACAUCGACUAUUACGCAAAGCGCAACGCCCUGCGCGCGGCUGAAGUAUGGAUGGACGACUUCAAAUCCCAUGUGUACAUGGCGUGGAACAUACCAAUGACGAACCCUGGAGUUGACUUCGGAGACGUGUCAGAAAGGGUUGCUUUACGGCAGCGUCUGCAGUGCCGGAGUUUUAAGUGGUACUUGGAGAACGUCUAUCCUGAAAUGAGGGUUUACAACAACACCAUCACAUACGGAGAG
This is a messenger RNA of Pseudonaja textilis, 303 nucleotides long. The record is from RefSeq and is a predicted model, not a curated record. Lineage: Eukaryota; Metazoa; Chordata; Lepidosauria; Squamata; Elapidae.